Messenger RNA from Marasmius oreades (fairy-ring Marasmius), 2053 nucleotides. RefSeq lists its product as uncharacterized. Gene Ontology annotation, molecular function: FAD binding. The record is from RefSeq and is a predicted model, not a curated record. NCBI's taxonomy places the organism in Eukaryota, Fungi, Basidiomycota, Agaricomycetes, Agaricales, Marasmiaceae. The transcript has 5 exons. Bases 266 to 1876 code for a protein of 536 amino acids.
UUUCAUUCUUCCAUUUUCUCAUCUCACUGGCUUUACCAGUUCACUUCUUGCCAGCAAACCGGGGUGGUGGCGUUACAUUUUAUCUAGCACCAUCAGCCGGUUGCACUUGUCACCACAUAGCUGGCACAUCGUGGGUACCACAAUAUGUGCCAACUACAGUCAGGGACAGCAGUUCUAUUCCUGGUAUCGGUCGCGCCCCAUGGCCAGGUUUUUCGCGGCUACUGUGAAUGCUUUCACGGGUAUUUAAGAGUAACUCCAGGUUAACAUGUUGUUGUCUGUUCCUUCUUCCUCCGCUAUGGUAUCUCGCACACUUUUAUUUCUACUGGCAUCUUCACUCUACCUUGGGGUAUUGGGUCAAGAGCCUGAUACUAAGGGAGCGGAUGGGAGUGCUUGCUGCAAUGCUCUCCGCGCUGAGCUGCCACCCUCAGUGGGAGUCUUCGCACGCGGUACUCCCGAAUAUGACUCUCGUCACCAGACGUAUUACUCCCUCCAGCAACAGGAACUGUUUCCGAAUUGCACAGUCAAGCCGAACUCUGCCCAGGACGUUUCCCUUGUGCUAAAGAUUGCGAAAGCCCAUCAAUGUGUAUUUGCGGUCGCGUCUGGUGGACAUAUGUCGUGGAAAGGAUCCUCCAACAUCGACGGUGGAUUUGUUAUUGAUAUGAGGGCUUUGAACCAGAUUGACAUCUCUGUCAAGGACCAGACGGUCAAGUUGGGACCCGGAUCACAGUGGACAACUGUCUACGCUGCCAUGGCCCCAUUCAAUGUGACUACCACUGGUGCCCGAAUCAAUUCCGUUGGUGUCGGUGGCUUCCUUUUGGGAGGUGGUAUAGCAUUCGCAUCUGUUACCAAAGGUUUUGCCGCAGACAACGUCUUCAACUACGAAAUCGUCCUCGCGGACGGAUCCAUAACCACCGCGAGCAAGACCAAGAAUGCGGAUCUAUUCUGGGCACUGAAACUCGGCAGCACGAACUAUGGUAUCGUCACGCGGUACGACAUGACCACUUCCCCAUCGGCUGUGAUAUGGGGAGCUGUUAGUGCAUAUCCCAUCACCAACCAAAGCGUAUCGGAACUUCUUUCGGAUUUCCAGACAUACGGACACGAUACCAAGAAUACUAAAAACUUCAAAUCAGUCGCUUUUGCUCAAAGCGGCGGUGUAGGGUCUCUUUCGACGGUUCAGGCCAAUCUCGAUGGGAUACCUCAGCCUCCUGGCACGUCUGUCGCACCCUCUGUUCAUGCGGAGCUCGUGGGCACUACUCAUGACGUCAUAGACCAAGUUAUCGCAGGUGCACUCGCAGCUACAGCCCGGGCACAUUGGUUUACUUUCACGACCAAGAUCGAUCAACAGUUCUUCAAAGAUCUGUAUGCACAAGCGAACCAAAUCUUCACGCCACUGAACAACCGGGCUGGACUUAGUUGGUUUAUUAGCUUCCAAGCCCUCCAGAAGAGUUACAUCGCAAAAACAGCUGGCACCCCGAUCUUCAACACAUUGAAUCAGUCGAACGAUGAUCUUGUCAUUAAUCUUAUCCUUGUCACUUGGACGGAUCCUGCUGAUGAACUUGUCAUGAGGAAAGCCACCGACUCCCUUGGCACUUGGAGUGAAACCGAAGCUCGAAAACGUGGCCUAUUGAACGACUUCGUAUAUUUGAACUACGCCAAUGAGGAGCAGCAUAUAUAUGAUCGUUCAGUCACACCGGAUGAUUUGGAUAAGAUGCGCGCGGUGCAAAAGAAGUACGAUCCGUCGGGGACGUUUGUCAAUUUGUGGAGGGGUGGCUACAAGGUACCGAAGGCUGGUUAUCACGGCGCUGAAACCACCACUGGAGUCGAGGAAGAAAACCAACGCUUGGCCACCCGGCACGGGAAGAGCGACGAGUUAUAGAUGCCACAUUAAAGUCUUGACUUUUUGGAUUUCUCACCUCUCACCUUCCGUUGUCCCCUCUUCGCUUUUGUCGGCAUCCGCUUUCCGCCAUCCAUUUUACUAUGUACUAUCUCAAAAUAUAAUGAAGCAUCCGGACAAUUUGACAUCCAAUAUAUAAACUUCUUACCUUAUUAACCU